AUAAUAAAUCUUUAAUUAAAUUAGUAAGUAAAUCAAUACUCGAAUGAAUUAACAAAUGCUCUAGAACAAUCUAGGAUAAGUAAACAGAGCCAGUUACUAUGACAGCCAAGACAUGAGACUAUUAGAAAACAAGACACAGCUACAGAAAUGCAGUAUUUUGCCUCCCCCUCCUGGUGGACGCAGUAAUGAUGGUUACUUACAUUACGUCAUAGUUGGAAAAGAAAUUAAUUUAUGGGUCAAAGUGUCUAUGAGGUCAUUAUAAAGAGCCUCAUGGCGUAAGCUACGCAUAGAAAGUGGGACCUGAGUUUUAAAUCUGAAUUUCCUCUAAGUGUUAUAGCACAAUACUAUGGAUAAAAAAAAAUGUAAUACCAUUGAUAUUUCAAAUCAAUAAAAUGAUUUGAUUUUUUAUGAAUAGGCAAUAAAUAUAACUAAUUAGAAUAUAUUACACUGCAAGCCCAUAGUCAAUGAGUAGAGUAGCUACUAAGAGAACUAACAGAAUUUUAAAAACGUCAUUAAGACUUUCAUAAAUUCUGUAACUGCUUCAAUUCUUAAAUUGUAUCAUUCAAACUUGUUCUCAAAAAUUUGUUGCACAUCACGAUAAGUUAUAGAAUUACAGAAAUAAAAUGUAGGCUAGUUGUAUAUGCUUUAUCACUGUGGUAACACCAGAUUAUUAUUAUUUUAUUUUAUUUUUUCGUAAAAAAAGAAAUAAAAAUAAGUAACAUGAACGACGUCAUAAUGUUCGGAACGUUGAUUGCGUAAAGGCGGCCAGAAUGCUACAUUGCAGCCGAACCCUUUUCGUCAUAACCGAGCGGCAUGACGUCGAGCCGCUUCAAACGGUUCCAUUCAGGCAGAGGCUUUAUUAUGAAGAAAUACCAACAUGAUUGGCCCGAAAUCAAAAGGAAUGAUCAUAAAUAAUAACGCGAGAGUUUGCAAGUUUCCUGCCGACUGUAGUCACAACUGUCAAAGGCAGCAGCGGAUCCGCGCAUGACCCAGCACCCAUACUGUUACUGUACACGGCCGCGGAGAUAAUAUCCGUAUCACAAAAAAAAAUACAAGGCAUAAUCCCGAGGUAAGGAAAGGAAACAAGGGGCUGCGCCGAAACUGCGCGACGCUGUGACUUUCCCUCCGCUUUCCAUCGCGGGCACUUCUUCCAGGAGAUUACCGCACUAAACGUGUUCCUGUGCCUCCUUUAGCAACAGCGCAAGGAUUUUUUUUUUUUUACUCCUCCUUCGUAUUAAAGUCGCCAUUUUGCUUCACUGCCUAUGAAAGCUUCUUGUAUUUUCUUUCUUUCUUAUUUUUCUUUUUCUUUUCUUUUUUUUUUUUUUGCGCGUCGUUUCUGCGUAUUUUUCGUGCGCGUGCUUUUGAGUUGGUUUUUAAUGAGAGGUUAAAGAGAGAGCGCGUGGAUAACAUAUUAAUGAAGAGGGGCACCGACUGGAGUCUGCAAACAAGGUGAAAGUGUUCGGCUUGUGUGCAUCAGCUUUCUCUCUUCUUCUUUUUCUUCCUCCUCCAUCAUCUACCUCCGCGGAUACACGCAGCUAGGGCCGUGAGUGUGGCUACCGACCGUGACGCCCGCCCGUCCGCCCGUCCGUCCAUCCGUCCGCGUCGGACACGACCGACUCCCUUAGCCGCAGGUGUGAUUGCCAUGUAAAGUCGCGUGGCGCGACGCGAGAGUAAAAGGCUUCAGCCCGACCCCACGUGGGUGACCCCGCUCACCCGCUUGUUUCGGGUGGAUUGGGCUUUACAGUCUUUUGUUACAGUAUAUUACUUUAUCUAACAAAAGCCAGUACAUUAAUGACACCAUCCUCCAGCAAGUGACAUCGUUUUUUUUGGCAUGGACACCUCCAGCAGUGCCCGAGUGGGGAAGCCGUCCUUGGGCAUGUCCAAGGGGCGCACAGCCAAACAGGCCCACCACUCUGAGAUAGCCCGAAUGGACAGCACUGAAAACGACAAUCAUGGUUCCUCCUGCAAUGAGAAGUCAGAGGGCAAAAAGAAAGGGCGCCCCCGUGUAGAGAUGCAGGAACUGCGCAAUAUUCCCGCCCAUAUGAUGGUUCAGUGGAAAGAGGAGUUUAAAAAUCGUUCCAGGGUGAAGUGUCCGAGUUCAGGCUGCUGGUUGGAAUUCCCCAGUAUUUACGGACUUAAAUAUCAUUAUCAGCGAUGCCAAGGGGCAACGAUAGCAGAGAAGCUGAGUCACGGUUGCCCGUACUGUGAGGCUGUGUUUGCCACCAAGGUGCAUCUUCAAAAGCACAAGCUGUGGAACCACCCAGAAAGGGUCACUGUGGAGACUAAGUCUGGGGUCACCUUGGAUACCAAAAGCGAUCUUAAGUGCGAAGCCAAGUCUGAACCCAAACAGCAAAAGAGUCAUGUGAAGGGAAAUGCCAAAAAAAGGCCCAUAGAGAACAGCCCUCCACUGCCUGUAUUUUUCAAAGUGAAGAAGACCCAAGAGGUGUCUCGGCCCUCACAGAAUGGGGAGUGUGCCCCUCAAAGGUCGGACAGAAGACAGCAGCAGCAGCAGCAACAGGGAACGUCUUUAGAUGCUGGAGGAAGUGAGAGUGAAGGGGGCAGUCUACCCCCACCCUUCCCUGAGGAAGACCCUGAGAGAAUGAAGCACAGGAGGAAGCAGAAAACUCCAAAGAAGUUCACUGGGGAGCAGCCAUCUAUUUCAGGAACAUUCGGCUUGAAAGGAAUGAAUAAGGUGGAGGAGAAGUUAAAAGUCAGCCGGAUGAAGAGGGCGGAGGGGCCUCCGUUCACUGAAGAGACCCAUAGGAAGCAGCCAGUAUCAGCUCCCAACAGAAAAGAGUCUGCUGCUAUCAGUUCAGUGCCCCCUGCAGAAGUCCAGUGGCAAAACACCAUCUCUGAGAGGGGGGAGGUGGUCUGCCCCACAUGCUCCAUUGUCACCCGCAAGACCGUCCACGGCCUUAAGAAGCACAUGGAGAUCUGUCAGAAGCUACGGGACGCUCUCAAAUGUCACCAGUGUCAGAAGCAGUUCAGAUCCAAAGCUGGACUCAACUACCACUGUAUGGCUGACCACAUUAAGCCCUCAGCGACUGAAAAUGAGGUUGGGGAGGAGAGAGGGAGAAUACGGCACGUCCUCAAACACAUGGGCCAAAUCAAGUGCCCCAAUGAGGGCUGUUCAGCUCACUUCUCCAGUCUGAUUGGUUAUCAGUACCAUCAUAAACGCUGUGGCGGAGAGUUUGUGGAUUCAGAGAAACAUGUGUUCAUGUGUCAGCACUGUGGGAAGACCUAUCGCUCAAAAGCUGGCCGUGACUACCACCUGCGCUCUGAGCACCCCGCUGCCACCCCACCCACGCACUCGCUCACAGCUGAGGAGUGUAAACAGGAAGAGAGGAAAGGGAAGGAGGAAGUGCAGGAGGAAAUGGAGCAAGAAGAGCCUGUUCUGAAGAAAGGCAGGGGGAAGGUGAAGGAGAGAGCAGAGGAGCAGGUGGAGCUGGUGGGGGAGAGGAAUGAGGAAAAGCCAGAGGUGGAGGAGCUGCUGGAUUUUGACAGGACGCCCAGCGGCAGAGUGCGACGGCGCUCCGCUCAGGUGGCUGUGUUUCACUUGCAGGAGAUCGCAGAAGACGAGCUGGCCAAAGACUGGGGCAACAAACGGCGCAUCAAAGACGACCUUGUGCCAGACAUCAAAAGGCUCAACUACACACGACCAGGCCUCCCCAGCUUUAACCCCGAAACUGUGGAGAGCUGGAAGAAUGAGGUGAAGGAGAAAGGAUUCAUCUGCUGCUCCAACUGCAAUUGUGAAGCUGUGUACUCAAGUGUAUCUGGACUUAAAGCUCACUUGGCAAACUGCAACAAGGGAGGGGGCGAUGUGGGGAAGUACACCUGUUUGCUCUGUCAGAAGGAGUUUAGCUCUGAGAGCGGUGUAAAGUACCAUAUCAGCAAGACACAUUCUCAGAACUGGUUUCGUGCAUCUGACCACGAGGUGCCAAACAACAAGAGGAAAGAACCAGAGAGCAAUGGCUUACAGAAGGACGUGAAAAACGGAGUGCCUGGGAAGAAGAGAGGUCGAAAGCCCAAAGAGCGCCCCCUGGAGACAGUCUCCAUCCCAGCAGAGACUCAGAGCUUCACCCCAGCUCCAAUUCCACCCCAGACCGUAACUCCAGCCUCAGAAACUCAAACACCUGCCUCCACCCCUAUCGCCAACACCCCAACUACACCCUCUGCCCCAGUGGACAGUGUGAAUCCAGCCCAGCCCAGAGAAACACAUCCCCCUAUAAAGAAACGGGGCAAACCUAAGAAAUCGCCAAUCACCGAGUAGCACGGCUCUUACUACGUCAGCACCAAGAUGGGAUGCUUUCCGAACUACAUCAGUAAACAAAUGAAACAUAAAAAUAUUAUCUCUAGAACGAGGGAAUGAAGGACAGCAGAAAACAAUGAUGAUUUGCUCUUGUAUUGAUUUCACACUGAUUUUUAAAUCCAUAAUAUGUGUGCUUAUGUAUACUGAUAUAUAUUCCUCCUGUUUUAUUUUCUCAUUUAAUUUUAGAAUUAAUUUUAUUAAACUGUUAACUCAAAAAGGGUCAAUAACAGUUAAAAUCCCAGUUGAUAUAUAUGGUAUAUACUGUAUAUAUACAUAGGCCUUUAUGGAAGCUUUUUUAGAGCAAAAAUUGCGAACAUGUCUUCAUAAUUUUUGGGUAGCUCAGUCAAUAUGUCCAGUGGUUUCAAGAGUUUUUUUUAAGAAUAUCAAAUUCAUUCAGUUAGCAUGGUGAGCUAAUUUACUGCUAACGUUUUAUUUCGGAUAUACUCUGCUGUGUAUAUAAAAUAUCUAUAUCUGUAUAUGAAUAUAUUCAAAGCAUUUCAUUUUCGUCCACAGUUUUCAAACGAGGCCGGUCAAAAAAAAAAAAAAAGUAGGUCUUCUUUAGUGAUCAUCGUUUGAAUUGCUUUUUAUCGGAUGUACACUACCGGUCAAAAGUUUUGAAACACUUACUCAUUCUUUAUUAUAAUUUUUUUUUUUUUUUUUUUUUUUUUUUUCACAUUUUAGAACAAUAGUAAAGUCAUUAAAACUAUGGAAUAACAUAAAUGGAAAUAUGGGAAUUAUGUUGUGACUAAACAAAAUCCAAAAUAAAUCAAAACUGUGUUAUAUUUUAUCUUCAAAGUAGUCACCCUUUGCCUAGAAUUUGCAGACAUGUACUCUUGACAUUUUCUCAACCAACUUCUUGAGGUAUCACCCUGGGAUGCUUUUUAAACAGUAUUGAAGGAGUUCCCAUCUAUGUUGGGCACUUAUUGGCUGCUUUUCUUUAUUAUUUGGUCCAUCAAUUUCAAAAACCUUUUUUUUUUUUAUUACAUUUUAGAUUUAUAAUGAAAUAAAUUAAUAUGGUGGCACAAUUAUAUUUUUGUCUACAAAACUAAUUUCAAACAUUUAAGCAUAUGCCUUCAGAUCAAAAGAUUUUUAAGAUCAUGAGAAACAUUUCAGUCAAGUGUUUCAAAACUUUUGACCGGUAGUGUAUUUGGGUUUGUUUUGUCAAUGGCAGCUGAACGAAAGGUUGGAAUACGGUCAACGGCUGGUGUAAAAGUGUGUUCCCUGGUUUCUCAUCCUAUCUCUUGCUCUGAAUUGUAAGAGGCUCUCUGGCACGUAGCCUUGUGUUACUCCUUUUCCCGCAUCCCUGUGGGCUGUUUGCAGUAGUUGUAGUUUGCCUUAGUUGGUCAGAGGUCAUUGUUAAAACCUUUAACUGCUUGGAAAUUUGGGUAGUUCUGUGUGCUUUCAUUUUGUCUGUUUCAAUGGGAAAAAAGGGUUCAUGGUGCUUAAAUAAGCAGGAAAAUACAGUGCAAACAUUUAGAGAAAAUCAAAUAGCAAAAUGCAAAGUUUGUGGCAGACAUGUGCUACCUUGCAAUGAAAAGAAAUAUGUUGGAAUAUGGAACUUCUUUGAAGCACAGAAAUGCCAUUUGACAUCUGUGAUGUCAUCAGUGUUAGCUUAAGCUAAAUUUACUACUGCUCUGUAGGAAGACUCAAACUAUCUCUGAAAAUGAAAACAUCAUGGAUGAUCCUCUGAAAUUCAUUUGGGUGAAUCUCAUUAAACCUGUCAAGAACAUGCUGGGGUAUUAUUCACCUCAAAAAUUAAAAGAAAAAAGUAGAAAUUAUAUUUUAUAUAGGCUAUAAAUUUUUUAAAGAUUUGUUUUGCAUUAUGCCAUUUUUUCAUGACAACUAGACAUACACACACACACACACAAACACACACAAUUGUCCAAAAAUGUAAUUAAUUUAAUGUGAACAAAUAUUAUUUUGAUUCUAAUGUAUUGUGUUUCUUGUAUUGCCUUUAAUUAGAAAAAUAAAAUAAAAAAUAUUACAGUAUUUAAUAAAUUUCAUUGAAAAAAUAUUGUAUAAAAUGAAUGAUACUCUAAUGAUAAUUCCCAUUGAGAUUAAUGACAAUUCUCAAUAACACAAAACUUAAAUAAUAAUUAUCGGCAAUAAGGAUUUGGUGGAAGAUGUGCUUAAUUGCUAUUAAAAAUAAUAUCACAAUACAAAAAAUCUGAAUGGUUCUAAAAAUAGGAUUUAUUUUCAUGACAAUUAAACUGAUUUUACCCCCCAAUUCUCCUUUCCAAUAAUGCUAAAAAAAAAAAAAAAAAAAAAAAAUACUCUCUCCUUUUUACUGUAAUGUGAAAAAAAUACACUGCAUUCAAAAAUAAUUAUUCAGACCCCUUCAUUUUUUUCACAUUUUGUUAGCCUUAUGCUAAAAUGCUUUACAUUAUUUUUUUUAUUUUUUUUUCACAUCAAUCUACACUCCAUACCUUAUAAUGACCAGAUUUUGGAAAAAACUGAAAUAUCACAUUGACAUAAGUAUUCAGACCCUUUGCUAUGACAAAUUUAGCUCAGGUGCAUCCCAUUUCUCUGGAUCAUCAUUAGCUAUGUCUCGGUUCGAAGGCUGCGUGCUAGGUAGGACGCGUCCUUUGAAGGCUGCAGUAUACCGAGUGUCCUCCUUUAAACACGCCUCGUUUAAAUGAGGCGGCCUUCAUAGGACAAAUGGAAACAGAACGUAACAUGGUUGCUAUGACAGCAUGCCACUCUUUAACAAGCGCGAACGCUGUGAGUGAGAAGGGAACAAAGUCCCUUUAGAAGGGAAUGUAUGAGGUACAUUUUAGGAGAGUUAUAAUGAUAGAUUUUACAGGUGUCCUUUUAGUCUAAUACUUUAUUUUAAUUAUAUAUUAAUAUAAUAAUACAUAUUAUAUACUCUGCACCCAUCUACUGAGGUACUUCAACUUGGGAAUUAACAUUACUUGAGUUUGAACAUCAUUUACGGGCAAAUUGGCAUUAUUUUUUUUUUAGACAUUUCCGUUGAAGCAAAGAAUUGUGGGUUGUGAGUGCCCACAAAGGAUACACCUCAUGCAUCCACCGAAUUCCCGUGAAAGAAAGUUGCAUUUGAAGGCUGCAUUCGGAGUGUCCUUCUUGCUUUUCUGAAAAGAGACAGCCUCGAUGACGUAUGCGGUGGACAAAUGCGACCUCCGGAGGACGCAGCCUUCCAAAUGAGACACAGCCUUUGAAAUGUUUCUACACUUUGAUUGGAGUCCACCUGUGGCAAAUUCAAUUGAUUGGACAUGAUUUGGAAAGGCACACACCUGUCUAUAUAAGGUCUCACAGCUGAAAAUGCAUUUCAGAGUAUAAACCAAGCCAUGAGUUCAAAGGAACUGCCUGCAGAGCUCAGAGACAGGAUUGUGUCGAGGCACAGAUCUGGGAAGGCCACAAAAUGUUUUGGCUGCAUUAAAGUUUCCCAACAGCACCGUGGCCUCCAUAAUUCUUAAAUGGAAGAAGUUUGGAACAACCAGGACUCUUCCUAAAGCUGGCCGCCCAGCCAAACUGAGCAAUCGGGGUAAGAGAGGUGAUCAAGUACCCGAUGAUCACUCUGGUUGAGCUCCAGAGAUCAUGUGUGGAGAUGGGAGAAACUUGCAGAAGGAAAAUCAUCACUGCAACACUCCACCGAUCUGGGCUUUAUGGCAGAGUGGACAGACGGAAGCCUCUCCUCAGUGCAAGACACAUGAAAGCAACUAAAGGACUCUCAGACUGUGAGAAAUAAGAUUCUCUAGUCUGAUGAAACGAAGAUUGAACUGUUUGACCUCAGUUCCAAGUGUCAUGUCUGGAGGAAACCUGGCACCGCUUAUCACCUGCGCAAUACCAUCCCAACGGUGAAACAUGGUGGUGGUAGCAUCAUGCUGUGGGGGUGUUUUUCAGCGGCAGGGACUCAGGGACUGGUCAUUGUUGAAGGAAAGCUGAACGCAGCAAAAUACAGAGAUAUCCUUAAUGAAAACCUGGGCCAGAGCACUCUGGACCUCAGACAGGGCCGAAGGUUCACCUUCCAACAGAACAAUGACCCUAAGCACACAGCCAAGACAACGCAAGAGUGGCUUCGGGAAACUCUCUGAAUGUCCUUGAGUGGCCCAGCCAGAAAACAAACGAACCCAAUCGAACAUCUCUUGAGAGACCUGAAAAUGGCUGUCUACUGACGGUCCCCAUAAACCUGACAGAGCUUGAGAGGAUCUUCCAAGAAGAAUGGCAGAAAAUCUCCAAAUCCAGGUGUGCAAAGCUUGUCGCGUCAUACCCAAAAAGACUUGAGGCUGUAAUCGCUGCCAAAGGUGCUUCAACUAAGUACUGAGUUAAGGGUCUGAAUACUUAUGUCAAUGUCAUAUUUCAGUUUUUUCUUUUUAAUACAUUUGCAAAGUUAUAAAAAAUCUGGUUUUUGCUUUGUCAUUAUGGGGUAUGGAGUGUAGAUUGAUGUGAGAAAAACAAUAAUUUAAAGCAUUUUAGCAUAAGGCUGCAACAUAACAAAAUGUGAAAAAAAGAAGGGGCCUGAAUACUUUCUGAAUGCACUGUACAUUAUUUAGAUUCUGUAUUUAUACAUUGAAUUUACACAGGGUUUUUUUUUUGUUUGUUUUUUUUUUUUAUUGUACAAAAGUAAAAAAAACAAUUUUUGUUGUUGUUUAUCAUUAAUGAUACACUUAUGAGAAUCAACAUUAAGAAUAAUUUUCUCAAAACUGGAAGAAAAAAAAAUAGGAUGCAUUUUCUUCAUGCGGAAUAUAAUUCCUUUUGAUUUUGGGGUGAAAUGUGACUGACAUGUUUUCGUGAGAUUCAUAUUUGUAUUUAACUUUUGAUGGUUCGAGCUGCUCCUUGGAGCACAAGCAAUGUGUGUUGAAUGACCUCAGUGACUGUAUGCAAUAGACUAGUGAGAGUGUUUAAUGUAAAGCAUCAAAGAGCACAAUCAGAAUGGUCACUACAGACUUUGACUGAACAUUUCCUUGACUUGCGGUUCAGAAUCAGAGAACGUUAAGGAGCUAACUGAAUAUCUAAACUGAUUUCCAACUUUCUGAUUAAGGCCUGUUUAAGAAAAAUGCUCUUCUUGCACUUUAACCCCUCCUCCCCCUUCCCUCCUUAUCUUGCACUUUGCAGGCACUGUCAGGCUUCCAUUCUCCAAACCUUAAUUUGAGUGGCUUUGUGUUGUCUUUGCCCUUUUGUGCAGAUCUGAGAUCAGUUUCCCCAACAUAAAUCCACCACAUGAGAAUUCUCGAAACUGAUGACAGCUCAGCUUGAGCUGAGCCAGCCCAAUGCCUGCCAUGUGAUCUGAACCCAGGGUGAUACAUGCAAGAGUUUGACCUUCAUUCCUCAAUUUAGAAAGCAAAUCUAUGUCAAAUAUCAAAUGAAAAUUCUGUUUAAAGCCAUAAUGGAAGCAGUAUAUCUUUUUAUUCUUCCUCAGAUUGUAUAAAAGAAUUUAGAUUGAAAGAAUAUAAUAUUUGUUACAGAAAUUAAAUAUCUAUUCCAAAAACACUGAUAAUUGUAACUGAGGUACUGUACUUGAAAUCAUGAAAACAUUGCCAUAAAAUUAUUUAAAAUACAGGUCACAAAUGGACAAAAAGCAUAAAUUAUUAAAAGUAUAUUUAUCUAAUGAGAAAAAAACCUAAUAAGCUUAAAGUUGCAUACAGUACAUAAAUUACAUUUAUUUUAUUCUAAUACUUGUAAAUGUGAUCUUAAUCUCAUAGUUGCUUAAGAAAACUUGGGUUGGUAUGUCGUGAUUUUAGGCAAAAGGUGCUAGUAGCCAAUCUACCUUAAGAAAUGUUGCGCAUGAAGUUGUGAACCUGUUAGUACCAUGCCAUGGAGUCCCACAUUUCUGACAUGAAAUACUGUAGCAAAUGUCAUUUUAACUGUCCUUCACCACAACCGAAGUGUCAUGCAUUAAAUGGCAAAUAAAAGUUCUUCUGCGACUUCAAGUCCCCCAUUGCACUGUAAAAAUGGUCGACUUUUACCUGGUCUGUGAAAAGGUUAUGGUUUUCAAGAAGACAAGGCAACAUAGUUAAGAGCUCAGUCUUGCUCCAUAGCCUUUUUGCACAUGUUGUGACAGUUCUUACACUGUGCUAGUGUAACGUUGCUGUCUUAGGUUCAUAAAAUGACUACUUUAAUGUAGAUGGGCAAUGCUUUUGGAGUUUCACCCAGUAGAAUGUAUCUUUCGGUGGAAGUUUAGUUAUUAUAUGAUAUUGCUCAAUUCACAUGAAAUGACACUAGUUUCUGUUAGGAAUAUUGUGCUUGGCUUCAAUUACCCGUCUUCCUAGAUUAUGUGGCUUACACAUAUGCAGAUGUUUUACGAUCAUGACACUGAUUUAUUUUAAAAUUACAGCAAUAGUUUGCGGUGGAAAGUGCUGCUGCAAUGUUAAAUAUGAUUUCCAAAGCUUGGUGCAUUCUCUUUCUUUGCUUGUUUGCUUUUUUCUUUGUGACAUAGUUGCUUUAAACUAUUUGAAUAUGACCCUGUGCUUUUCUAUAUAGGUCAAAAUACAUGUUGAAAAUGUCUUUUUGUCUAACACUAUAGACAGUUUGUGUGAGUGGGUGGGUGGCUGUGUGUGGGUGUGAGUGUGUGUGUGUGUGUGUGUGUGUGUGUAGGUGUGUUUUUCUGUAUUUAGUGCACUUGUAAUCCCUUGAAAUAGGAUUGAAUAUGGAGUGUCAGUAGAGAUUUUGGUAACUUUGAUUGCGUGCUGUGGAUUUUUGUACUAAGGGGUAUGUAGAAAGUGGAACCCCCAUCCAGUUUUUUUUUUUUUUUUAAACAUAGUUUUCAUUACUUCAACUUUUGAGUGAAAUCCUCUAAGAAGUUUACAAACAAAAGUCAUCGUGUUCCAAGUCUGUGUCUGAGCUGGAAAAAGGGGGCCCACUAAUGUUCCUCUAUGGUCUACUCAUUGGGUGCGAGGAAAGGGCCCCACCCAUAAUUUUGUCCCAGGCCUUGUGAAUUUAACAACAGCCCUGGUUUGAGGACUGAGGUACAAAAGGGUAGUCAAAAAAAAACAAAACAAAAAAAAAAAAAGACAAAAGAGGACAUUUUAUUCAGAUGCUCUAAAAACUGUUAAAUCUAUUAAUACUUACCAAAUAAUGACAGUAAUUGGCAAAAUGAUAUUUUAUUCCUUUCAAGUUUUUACCUAGGUUGGCAAGAGUUAUGAAUCUAAACUGUUGUUCUCUCUCUUUUUCCCCUGGUGUAUUAACUGUGCAUUUAUACCCCUCAAAUAAUUAAUAAAAUGUUGACAAAAGAUU
This is a messenger RNA of Myxocyprinus asiaticus (Chinese sucker), 11500 nucleotides long. Its product is annotated as zinc finger protein 512B-like. The coding region runs from base 1832 to 4270 and encodes 812 amino acids. Gene Ontology annotation, molecular function: zinc ion binding. NCBI's taxonomy places the organism in Eukaryota, Metazoa, Chordata, Actinopteri, Cypriniformes, Catostomidae. The record is from RefSeq and is a predicted model, not a curated record. The transcript is spliced from 18 exons.